AUGACCCAGCUCCUUGGCAUAGGCGCCGCCUCUCGCCAGCCCAGCAUUGAGAUUAUACUUCUCUCGGUACUUGCUAGCGGCCAGAACGAGGCAUGCCAGCUGGCAACUCAGAAGACACAUGUGCCUUGCCACUUUGCCAAUUUGCUCAUCAGCUCAACGCCUCGUGUCUUUUCCAUCAACAACAUCCUUUGUCCUAUCCCAAUCUCAGCUCCAACCCGAGUCUUCCUCACCGCCGGGCCCUUACAGCGAAUGCAACUCAGGGUUGGGUUCUCUGUGACUGUACUCCUGUACGACCGGCCGGCCACAGCCGAGUACAGCAACCAUCGCUGCCGCAAAAAACCAAAAUCCCGUAUUCCUUGUUAUGCAUCCUGCAUGAUCAUCUGCGCCGGCCAUAAGUUGCCAUAG
Molecule: messenger RNA, 405 nt
Organism: Beauveria bassiana ARSEF 2860
Lineage: Eukaryota; Fungi; Ascomycota; Sordariomycetes; Hypocreales; Cordycipitaceae
Exons: 2
Coding region: 1-405 (134 amino acids)
Source: RefSeq, a predicted model, not a curated record